This is a messenger RNA of Plenodomus lingam JN3, 1197 nucleotides long. The record is from RefSeq and is a predicted model, not a curated record. NCBI's taxonomy places the organism in Eukaryota, Fungi, Ascomycota, Dothideomycetes, Pleosporales, Leptosphaeriaceae.
AUGGACUGGAGAGUAAGCGCUACUGUGUAUCGCAGGACGCUUUUGUUUGAACCUGCAAAGUGUGACACGUCUGCACUGCUACUUCACAAGGGCCUGCAGCCUCAGAGAAUGAUCUGUCAUAAGCUGACCGCCAAAACGAGCCGAGCCUUUUUCAGUACGAAGUCGCGAUGUAUUGGUGGCGCCUCGGUUAUUUCGACUGAUCCUUCACUUCCUAGUGGUCACAUUUGUACGGGUCGUUUCUGCCGUUCUUGCAAAGAAGAUCUUAUUGUUGCCCAAAUGAGUACACUAACCACGGACGCGGCGAAUAUGAUUACAGCUCCACCGGUUCUCCAUAAUGAUCUUGGGAAAAGAGCUAUCGCGACUUGUGGAUACGUCUCAGGCAACUCAGCAUCGCCUUUAACAUGUCCAAACGGUUACAACUGUGCUACGGCUAUACACACUGACGCCGUCUUCGGUUGUUGCAACAACAUCGAGUGUCUCGAUGACUGGGGCUGGUGCCGGGACUUUGGACAAGGUGGUUGUCAAGGCUUCGACCUAGAAGAGGGUGUUUGCACCGGUAUCUUUGGCCCAGUACUGCAAUGCUCUGCAGAGGCUCCACAUUGUUUCCGCUAUGCCCGCUCGUCAGCGCGAGGAGAUUCGACAACGUACUACUCGCGUGCAUGCGGCACUGCCAGCCAGGAAAUUCUCGUGCUUGCUACAGCAACUAAUGGAGGAAAUCCAGUGCCAGUUUCUCCAACCACAGCUGUCGCAGACGAUCCCUUUACUUUGAUCCCAGGUUUCACUCAGACUCUUGGUCCAACGUCACCUACGAGUGGACCAAGUAGCAGCAGUAGCAGUGGCAGCAGCGGCCCCAAACUCAGCACAACUGCCAUUGCUUUGAUCGCCGUGGCUGGUCUUGUAGUGUUGGCCCUCACGCUUCUCUUUGGAUAUUGUUGUUGCUGGCGGCGACGGGACAAACGUCGUAACAUUGUGCAUUCCAUUGAGCCAGUUCGGCCGCCAUACGUAGAAACAGAGCCACCAGCUCAAGGCCCAGGCUCUAUCAAUGACUGGAAUCUAGACGUGCCGGUCGGGGCAUCGCCGUCUGUCGCGCCUUCACGCGCAGGGGGAAGUGAGUACGGAGGACCGUCAAGACACCAGAUGGCUGGCCCGAAACUGUUUCAUAUGCACUCUGGCGGAUCUGGGCAAAGGUCAUAUUGA